GCUUCACGACGCAAUUAGACCAGAUCAUGUAAAUUGUAAAACAUUCUCUAUCGUUAGUAAAAAUUAACUAGUUUGUAUUAUACACGUGAUAGUUACAAUAAUAACCACAAAUUUUUUAAUGAGCUUCCGAGACUCAUUCUGUAGACUGAAACUCGUACGUUGGCAGGCCGUGAAAAAUGUUUUCAACGUAACAAGUUUUACUAUAGAAAAAUAAUUGUUUAAUUUAGAAACACAAAAAGGAAAAACAUUAUAAGUGCUAAAACUGUUUUUUUUUGAGUUUCAAGUACUGUGCAAUCUUUAAAAGAACAUGGGAAAUAACGAAUAUGAGAUCAGAAAAUCAGAGGAACUUGGUCGGUACUUAGUAGCAGCAAGAGAUCUUGCCCCAGAUGACGUAGUUCUUACAGAGUUGCCCCUUGUUUAUGGACCUAAAUCCAUGCCUGACCCAGAGGCUUUAAUGCCGUGUGUGGGAUGUUAUAAACCUAUAUUUACUGAUGUCGGUGAAAGAUGCUCCAGAUGUGGCUGGCCGGUUUGUUCUGGCAACUGUCCAGGCUUGAAAGAUCCUCUCCAUCACGGUGUUGAAUGUGAAAUACUGAGCGCGCGUCCAGAAUGUGUUUUGGACAACAUGGCUGAUUAUUACCGACACGAUGCUCUACUUCCAUUACGCUGUGCUCUUCUUCAAUAUACAGAUGAUGAUAAAUGGAAAAAACUUUUAGAACUUCAGUCACAUAUGGAAUGUCGAGUACCGGGAACAGAUGCUUAUGAUGAGGCAGAUGAAUUCACUGUUAAAUAUCUUAUGAACGUUUUCAUCAACAAGAUUGAUAAAAAUGUUAAAAAUAAAUAUCUUAAUCUUAUAUCUGGAGAACUGUUGCACAAAAUUUGUGGCAUAAUCGACACUAAUGCGUUAGAAAUAAGACUACCAAAUGGAUCUGAACUUAACGCAUUAUACGCAACAACAUGCAUGAUGGAACACAGCUGUGUCCCAAACACAAAGCAUUUAUUCAACACAUCAGGAAAAGACGUUAAAGACAAAUAUAAAAUUACAGUGAAAGUCGUCGUACCCAUUAACAAAGGGGAUCACGUAGCGACAAUGUACAGCCAUGCUUUAUGGGGAACACAAGCCAGACGGCAACAUUUGAAAGAUACCAAAUAUUUCUCCUGCAAGUGCAUACGUUGUAGUGACCCUACCGAGUUGGGAACUUAUUUAAGCGCCAUGAAGUGUUUUGGCGAUGAUAAGGGUCCAUGUGAUGGAAUUCAUUUACCUGAAGACCCGCUAGAUGAAGAAACCGACUGGGCUUGUAAUAAGUGUACAGUAAAAGUAAACAAUUCUCAAAUAAAUAUCCUCAUAUCUGAAAUGGGUGAAGAGGUAGAGAAUGUGCAAAUGAUGGGAGGUUCUGUGAACAUGUUAGAAAAUGUUUUAUGUCGAUUAUCGACAUUUCUACAUCCAAAUCAUUAUCACCUUUAUUCAAUAAAACAUUCACUUAUACAGUUGUAUGGGAGACAAUCUAGUUAUAUGUCUGAAGAAAUAUUGGACAAGAAAAUUAAGAUGUGCAAGGAUUUGAUUUUCAUAACGAAGACUUUGGAUCCAGGUAACGCAAGACUUAGUUUAUACUCCGCAAUCCUGCAUCAUGAGUUACAUUCAGCUUUGGUACUGAAGUCAAAAAAGGCUACUAAAGAUGGAUCACUUAGAACUGUCGAUGAAAUUAGACCAUUGAUUGAUGAAGCGAAAUUGUCAAUAGAAGCAGCUUUAUCAUCCCUAAAAGAUGAUGUUGAGGAGACAUCAGGUAAAAAAUUGCAUGAAGUUAUCGAAAAAAGUAGACUUGACUUCGUCAACUACUGUGAAUCAAAAAACAUCAACAUUUAAUAUUUUAUUUAUUGUCAAUAAACUUAUAAAUAAAAAUAACUUAAAUACUUAACAAUAAUAUCACAGAUCUUCUAAAUAUUUGGCAAACGAGACAUGACAUGGUAACUUUUUCGCUUUUAUUACAACUUAAGAGAUUAAAUAAUGGUAUAAAUUUAAUAAAUUGUUGAUAAAAAAUUAAAGGUAACUAUGUUAAUUCACCUAACCACCCCUCAGGUACCAACUUAAACCUUUUCUAGCAUUAUCAUUAUUGACACUGGAUACAAUCCAAUCAGUGAAUUUUGAAACCCUUGUAUAAAUUCCUGGCAUCUUCGCUCUGGCACAACCACUGCCCGUUGAUACCACUCCAAUAAGCAUAGUAUGACCCUUUUCACCUUGCAGCAUAAGUGGACCUCCACUGUCAGCCUGAGAUUUAAGUGUUUAUCAAGUUAGAACAUUAUCAAUCCUUUCCAUAGAUAACAAUGAAAUUAUGAUCUUCUUACCCAGCAUGAAUCCCGUCCUCCUUGUUUAUAACCAGCGCACAUCUGAGUUGCAAUAAUUCUUACUUUACUUCCCUGGGAUUCAUACCAACUAUUGCAUUCGCCGUUUUCUACUACAGUAACUUCGGUUUUUUGCAAAACGUUCGGUCUCUCACCUACAAAAUUGGAUUUAGCGUUUAUUUCAAAUCAUAGCAAAGUAUUAUCUACUUCACCUACUAACCUACUUACUGAGUGUAUUGAUUAUUCUUAUAGAUAAAACUUAAUUAACCAUUUAAAAUGACAAAUAAUAUAAUCAAAUUAAGUGAAAAAAAUGUGUUUUGUUAUCAUCUAAAUGGUUCUAUUUUAAGUAAAUUUUACUUGGAACUUCAUUUGUUUAUUAAAAAGUUCAAUUUAAAAUUCUUACACUAAUUUCUUCAGUAUUUUAUGUUGUACGAAAUUUUCUAAAAAACCAGUCCGAUAGUUUUUGCUUGAUCGAUUAUCAAGUGAAGGUAAAUAAAUUUCUGUACAUUCACAUAAUGACGUGACAGGAUGAUAAAGAGUUACAUUUAGUUAAUUUUAAAGCUCAUUCAAUAUGCAACAGAUAUAUAAUAAAAUAUAUUAACCAA
Molecule: messenger RNA, 2942 nt
Organism: Danaus plexippus (monarch butterfly)
Lineage: Eukaryota; Metazoa; Arthropoda; Insecta; Lepidoptera; Nymphalidae
Gene: SmydA-5
Product: SET domain-containing protein SmydA-8
Exons: 7
Coding region: 308-1861 (517 amino acids)
Molecular function (GO): protein binding
Source: RefSeq, a predicted model, not a curated record